This is a messenger RNA of Saccharomycodes ludwigii, 1620 nucleotides long. It is a transcript of the gene PRC1, whose product is annotated as carboxypeptidase C PRC1. The record is from RefSeq and is a predicted model, not a curated record. The transcript has a single exon. Gene Ontology annotation, cellular component: fungal-type vacuole. Gene Ontology annotation, biological process: proteolysis. Bases 1 to 1620 code for a protein of 539 amino acids. Gene Ontology annotation, molecular function: serine-type carboxypeptidase activity. NCBI's taxonomy places the organism in Eukaryota, Fungi, Ascomycota, Saccharomycetes, Saccharomycodales, Saccharomycodaceae.
AUGAAAUUCAAAAAAAACACAACCACAACUCUACUAUCAUCCUUAUUGCUCUUUACGCCAACCAUUUUGGUAAAUGCUUUGCAUAUCCCUCAAGAACAAGGUAUUUUCAACGCUAAUCACCAACAACAACAUGAAUCCUUUCUACAAACUGCUCUAGAAAAAAUUGGCUUAUCAUACAAAGAUAUCCCAUCUGACUUAAAAGAUGUUUAUCACGAUAUCGCUAUGAGAUUUCCUACAGAAUUAUCUCAGCUACAAUUGACUACCAGCCCAAAAAAGGUUCGUCUCAAUAAGAAAAAAACAGCUGAUGUUGUUGUCACAAAUGAAAAGUUAAGCAACUAUCAAUUAAGAGUUAAUUCUAUCAGAAAUCCAUCUAAGCUAGGUAUCGACCCAGGUGUCAAACAAUACACUGGUUACUUGGAUAUUGAAGAUGAAGAUAAACAUUUCUUUUACUGGUUUUUUGAAAGUAGAAACGAUCCUAAAAAUGACCCUGUUAUUUUAUGGUUAAAUGGUGGUCCAGGCUGCUCAUCUUUGACCGGAUUGUUUUUCGAAUUAGGCCCAUCUUCCAUCGGAGUUGAUUUGAAACCAAUUUACAACCCCUACUCUUGGAACAAUAACGCAUCAGUCAUCUUUUUGGACCAACCAGUUAACGUUGGUUAUUCUUACUCUUCCGGCUCAGUUUCUGACACUGUAGCUGCGGGCAAGGAUGUUUAUGCAUUUUUGGAAUUGUUUUUCCAAAAUUUUGAUCAGUUUGCUUCUAAUAAAUUCCACAUUGCAGGUGAAUCCUAUGCUGGCCAUUAUAUUCCCAUCUUUGCAAGUGAAAUUUUAGCUCAUCCGGAAAGGACUUUUACUUUAGAUUCAGUUCUUAUCGGUAACGGUUUGACUGAUCCCUUGACUCAAUAUAGUUAUUACGAACCAAUGGCUUGUGGUGUAGGUAGUGGUGAAGAUUCUGUGUUGGAGCCUGAGGAAUGUGAGGGUAUGCUGGAUUCUUUACCUCGUUGCUUGAGUAUGAUUGAAUCUUGUUAUGACUUCCAAUCAGCCUGGACUUGUGUUCCAGCUUCCAUCUAUUGUAAUAAUGCUCAAAUGGGACCAUAUCAAAAAACGGGCAGAAACGUUUAUGAUAUCAGAAAACAAUGUGAGGGUGAGUUAUGUUACAAAGAUAUGGAAAAUAUCGAUAAAUAUUUAAAUCUGAAUGAGGUGAAGGAAGCCGUGGGUGCUGAUGUUGAAGAGUACGAAUCUUGUAAUUUUGAUGUGAACAGAAACUUUUUGUUUAACGGUGAUUGGAUGAAACCUUAUCAUGAAGCUGUUCAAGAUCUAUUAGACCAAGGGUUGCCAGUUUUGAUUUAUGCAGGUGACAAGGACUUUAUUUGCAAUUGGCUAGGUAACCAGGCUUGGACCGACGCUUUGCCAUGGAAACACCACGAUGAAUUUGCACAACAGCCUAUUGUUGACUGGAUUGUUGAUGGUGAUGUUGCUGGUGAAUUGAAACAUUACAAGAAUUUCAAUUAUCUAAGAGUUUACGGGGGUGGUCAUAUGGUUCCAUAUGAUGUUCCAUUAAGUGCUAUUACCAUGGUUAAUAAGUGGAUUCACGAGGAUUAUCAAUUGUUGAAAAAUGAAAAAUGA